CAGCGCCGUGCCAACCUGCAGGAGCGCUGGCCAAUGGGCCAUCUGACGGCGCGUCAUUUGGAUGCAACGAACUGAAUGCGCAGCGCCACAGGUUUGGGCAGAUCUUUGUGGCUUGGCUGCAUCGGCUCCCUCUCGGAGGUAUACUGCAAAGUAUGCCUUGGACCUCCUAAUCAGGGGGGAUGACCGUUUGUAGCAGGACGAACUCAAAACUAACGUGAACGUUGAUGGAUGCCCUCCGACUAAUCCUUUUACUUAGAUCCCUCUUACCACUUCGUUGUCGAAUCUUUGACGUAAAGCGCACUGGAGGUUCCGUCAAUAGCCCAACACUUACCUUAUCUUCACCCUUUUCUACCUGUCUUGUGAACUACGAAUGGAUUUCACCGAUCUCAGAACUCGGGAAGAAAAACUCGCGACAUGGGUCGAUCCGCCGAACGAUCGACGGCUCAGGGUCUUGACGGGAUCGCUUUCUCCAUUUUCAGAGGAACCCGGGCAUCGAGCGCGCAUCUCAGACCACGAGAUACACUAUGACCAGAUCCAGGAUCAUCUCUUGAACAUUCAGAGCAGCGAUGCAUUCGAAGACGGCACAUGGCAUUUCCGCGUCCUUUCUCUUCCCCGCCUCCGGUCCGGCAAGUUGGUGCUGUCCAUUCCCAAGCAAGCCUUCCAGAAGAUCCAAGAGGCAUGGCACCUCCACCCGCGCACCAUCGAAGUCUUCCUCUCCAACAACGGGGCCUUCGCCACGUUCAACUCUUGCCCCGGCGGACGGACAUCACUUGUUAUGAAAGUGGCCAGUUCACGCGCCACAGGCUUCGACUGCGUCUCCGUGAAUUGCGAUCCCGGCCGUCGGACAACCUAUGUUCUGUACCAGCAUCUCAGCGACGAAGACACCGUCUUCGCCACGCUGCUCUCUACUCCGGAGCUGUGCAUUGACCCUCAUUUCUUCGUCGGGGCCCUGUACCGCUCGCACCAUCAGCACAUUGAGGCCCACCGUCUCACCAUCGACGACACGAUUCUUGGGAUCGAGCGAGCGACCAACAUCGGCACCCCAGGUAGGCUCGCAUCUCCUUGGCUGCGUCGCAGUCUGGACGAGCCUCCCGCUUCCGAGGACCCGAAGCGCGUCAUACAGAGACUUAGUUACUGUCAGACUGAUCUUGCCGUCCUUGGGCACGCCGCGCGAUGUAGCCUGGAAUGCGGACGAUGGCUUGUCCAGUCCAUUGACGAGAAACUACACUAUGAGCAAGGUCUGCAGCAAGUAGGGGAAGGGACCAGCCGCUCCCAGGACCUCGAGCAGCGGGACCAAGCAAUUUCCGACAGCCUACGGGUGGCACAGCUGAUGGUUCGUGACGAGGUUGAAUACAUCCGGAGGCGGACUGCCAUACUGCUGUCGCAGGUGGAGCAAUUGAGACACAGAACUCAAAGCCAGACUGAUUUUAUGCUGAGCACCAUCACACAAAAAGACUCCGAGUAUACGGCCGCCAUAGCAGUCGACGGCAAGCGCGACAGCAUCGCCAUGAGGACCAUCUCCAUUCUCGGCAUCAUCUACCUGCCGCCUACAUUUGUAGCCACCUUGUUCAGCGUUGACAUGUUCGAAUGGGGACACGGAUCCGACUCGGGCAGCGAAGUGUUUGCCCUGCGGGCAUCGCCAAGUGUAUGGAUAUACUUCGCGGUGACGGUGCCCCUGACGCUGGCGACGUUCGUCGUGUGGGUUCUCUGGGCUAAAAAAGAGAACCAAAAGACCAGCCAGCGGUUCAUGGCGUAUCGCACCCAGGCCCCUGAGCAGAGCGCUGCUGCUUCUGAGGCGACAAGCACAACAGGGUUUGUUUCCGGAGAGAAGAUGGUAUAAGGGCAAGAAACACGCCCAUGACUGAACAUGUCUUUGACAUCUUUAUCUAUCGCCAUCGCUCAGUGUAACGGUCUCAGGUAGUAUAUUGCAACUAGCUGAUGACGACUCUACGAGUACACUGAACUUGGAGAAGAAAAGGAGAGACGACAGACUCUGGUAGCUCGCAAGCAUACUUAUCCUCGUAGGCGCGCUGGUCUGGGCGCGUUGCUAGAAGGUUCGGUGUGCUGUGGGGCGAGUGGGAAUAGCCUCAUCAGGGGUCUUGGUAUUGGCCGAGAGUCGCCGAGGCUCGCACCGGGCCCAGCCCGUUACACUCAGCGC
Parathielavia appendiculata is the source of this 2158-nucleotide messenger RNA. RefSeq lists its product as uncharacterized. NCBI's taxonomy places the organism in Eukaryota, Fungi, Ascomycota, Sordariomycetes, Sordariales, Chaetomiaceae. The record is from RefSeq and is a predicted model, not a curated record. The transcript has 2 exons. Bases 371 to 1840 code for a protein of 489 amino acids.